This is a messenger RNA of Dicentrarchus labrax (European seabass), 4173 nucleotides long. Its product is annotated as NLR family CARD domain-containing protein 3. The record is from RefSeq and is a predicted model, not a curated record. NCBI's taxonomy places the organism in Eukaryota, Metazoa, Chordata, Actinopteri, Moronidae. Bases 297 to 3764 code for a protein of 1155 amino acids. Gene Ontology annotation, molecular function: protein binding. The transcript is spliced from 12 exons.
CUCAAGUUUACUUUCGUUUUCUGACGUGCUUCUCGUGGCCCAGCUUCGUUUCUCCGUCGUUUCUGUGGACAGAAUCCAUUCUUAUGUUAACAAGGCCUUUAUUGUAUGGUGUCUACCAAAGGUAAACUCAGUAGGCUAUAGAAAGAUCGGGCUGAAAGCAGCAACAACGCAGCUGACACACUGUCGCUGUAAACUCUACGUGCGCGCCAGACGCAGCCGUCACGCACAGUGAAAGGUCGGCGGUGUGAACCAAGUAUUAAGAUACAAGUGUUUGUGAACUGAUGUGAGUUUAGAGCAUGGAUCAACAUGAGGACAGAGAGGAGGGAGUCCGUCCCUCUAAAGCCAUUUUGUGUGGGGAAGAUGACAAUCAGAACAAAGCUCAGAGGUUCUAUCCAUCUGCUGAACCUGAGCCUGAACCCAGCUGUGUGUCCUUCAAGAGUGACCAGUCAAAGCGUCGCCUCAUUGAGUUUAAAGAACAACUUUCUCCUCCAAAGAAGAUCUGUCAAAGAGCAGACUCUGAACCCAGCUGUGUGUCCUUCAAGAGUGACAGAGUUGACCAGGAGAGGUUAGAGGUUCCCAUUGGUCAGUCUUCCCAGCAGCAUCAAGACCUGGAAUCCAUAUUUAUGCUGCUGGAGAAGGAAAUUGUCACUUUUGUGAAGAACGAGCUCAAGGGGAUGAAGAAGGAUCUCAUUAUGGGUAACGCAGAAUGCUUAGAGAGUCAGAGGGAGGCUGAGGAGGUGUUGGACGCUGAGGACGAAGAAUGGAGGAGGAGCAGCAGAGAGGCUUUUCUGGAGAUUGCCUUACACUUCUUGAGGGGAAUGAAGCAUGAAGAGCUGGCUGACUUUCUGCAGAGCAAAUCUCCUGCCAUGUGCGAGCUUCACCUCAAAUCUACCCUGAAGAAGAAGUUCCAGCAUGUGUUUGAGGGGAUCACUAAAGCAGGAAACCCAACCCUUCUGAAUCAGAUCUACACAGAGCUCUUCAUUACAGAGGGAGGGAAUGGAGAGGUCAAUGAUGAACAUGAGGUCAGACAGAUUGAAAAUGCAACCAGGAAACCAGACAGAACAGAGACAACAAUCAGACAAGAAGACAUCUUUAAAGGGUCACCUGAAGAAGAUCAAAAACUCAGAACGGUGAUGACAAAGGGAGUGGCAGGCAUUGGGAAAACAGUCUUAACACAAAAAUUCACUCUAGACUGGGCUGAAAACAAAGCAAACCAGGACAUAAAGUUCACAUUUCCAUUCACUUUCAGAGAGCUGAAUGUGCUGAAAGAGAAAAAGUACAGCUUGGUGGAACUUGUUCAUCAAUUCUUUCCUGACAUCAAAGAAGCACGAAUCUGCAGGUUUGAAAAGUUAAAGGUUGUGUUCAUCUUUGACGGUCUGGAUGAGUGUCGAUUUCCUCUGGACUUCCACAACAAUGAGAUCCUGACUGAUGUUACAAAGUCCACCUCAGUGGAUGUGCUGCUGACAAACCUUAUCAGGGGUAACCUGCUUCCCUCUGCUCACCUCUGGAUAACUACACGACCUGCAGCAGCCAGUCAGAUCCCUCCUGAGUGUGUUGACAUGGUGACAGAGGUCAGAGGGUUCACUGACCCACAGAAGGAGGAGUACUUCAAGAAGAGGUUCAGAGAUGAGGAACAAGUGAGCAGAAUCAUCCCCCACAUCAAGACAUCACGAAGCCUCUAUAUCAUGUGCCACAUGCCAGUCUUCUGCUGGAUCACUGCUACAGUUCUGGAGGAUGUGUUGAAAGCCAGAAAGAGAGGAGAGCUGCCCAAGACGCUCACUCAGAUGUACAUCCACUUCCUGGUGGUUAAUUCCAAAUGGAAGAAUGUCAAAUAUCAUGAAAGAGCUGAGACAGAUCCACACUGGAAUCCAGAGAAUACGAAUAUGAUUGUGUCUCUGGGAAAACUGGCUUUUGAACAGCUGCAAAAAGGAAACCUGAUCUUCUAUGAAUCAGAACUGACCGAGUGUGGCAUCAAUAUCGGAGCAGCGUCAGUCUGCUCAGGAGUCUUCACGCAGAUCUUUAAAGAGGAGAGAGGGCUGUACCAGGACAAGGUGUUCUGCUUCGUCCAUCUGAGCGUUCAGGAGUUUCUGGCUGCUCUUCAUGUCCAUAUGACGUUCUUCAACUCUGGUGUCAAUCUGCUGUCAGAAGAACCAGCAACAUCCCAGAAAACUGAAACAAGAAAACACAAAUCUGAAGUGACACACUUUUACCAAAGUGCUGUGGACAAGGCCUUACAGAGCCCAAAUGGACACCUGGACUUGUUCCUCCGCUUCCUCCUUGGCCUUUCACUGCAGACCAAUCAGGCUCUCCUACAAGGCCUGCUGUCACAGACAGGAAGCUCAGAUCAGGAAACAAUCAGGUACAUCAAGAAGAAGAUUGAAGAGAAGCCCUGUCCUGAAAGAAGCAUCAAUCUGUUCCACUGUCUGAAUGAACUGAAUGAUUGUUCUCUAGUCGAGGAGAUCCAACAGUACUUGAGUUCAGGAAGACUUUCCAGAGAGAAACUCUCUCCUGCUCAAUGGUCAGCCCUGGUCAUAAUCUUACUGUCAUCAGAGAAAGAUCUGGACGUGUUUGACCUGAGCAAAUGUUGUACUUCAGAGUCUUCAGAGGAGGCUCUUCAGUUCCUUCUUCCUGUGAUCAAAGCCUCCAAGACAUCUCUACUGAGGGGCUGUAACAUCUCAGAGAGAAGCUGUGAAGAUCUGUCCUCAGUUCUUAGCUCCCAGUCCUCUAGUCUGAGAGAGCUGGACCUGAGUAACAGCCACCUGCAGGAUUCAGGCGUGAAGCUGUUGUGCGUUGAACUGCUGAAUUCACACUGUAAACUGGGAACUCUCAGACUGAGGGGCUGUAACCUCUCAGAGAGAAACUGUGAAGCUUUUUCCUCAGUUCUCAGCUCCAAGUCCUCUAGUCUGAAAGAGCUGGACCUGACUAACAACAACCUGCACGAUUCAGGAGUGAAGCUGCUGUCUGAUGGACUGAAGAGUCCAGAUUGUACUCUGAAAACUCUAAGGCUGUCAGGCUGUCUGAUCACAGAGGAAGGCUGUAAUUCUCUGGUCUCAGCUCUGACCUCCAACCCCUCGCAUCUAAGUGAGCUGGACCUGAGCUACAAUCAUCUAGGCAACUCAGGUGUAAACCGACUGGCUGCUCUGCUGGAGGAUCAACUCUACAAUCUUGACACUCUCAGGGUGGAGCCUGGUGGAGUCCAAUGGUUGAGACCAGGUCUGAGGAAGUAUUUCUGUGAACUCACAAUCGACACAAACACAGUAAACAGAGAUAUCAAACUGUCUGACAACAACAGGAAGGUGACACGUGUGAAGGAGGCUCAGUCAUAUCCUGAUCAUCCAGACAGAUUUGACCCCUAUCCUCAGCUGCUGUGUAGAAAUGGUCUGACAGGUCGCUGUUAUUGGGAGGUCAAGUGGACAGGAGAGGUUCAUCUAUCAGUGAGUUACAAAGGAAUCGGAAGGAAAAAAAACAGAGAAGAAUGUGAGUUUGGAGGCAAUUAUCAGUCCUGGAGUCUGGAGUGCUAUGAUGGUUGUUACGCUGUCUGGCACAAUAACAGCGGAACAUCCAUCUACACUUCCUCUGUCUCUGACAGAGUUGCAGUGUAUCUGGACUAUCCUGCUGGCACUCUGUCCUUCUUCGCAGUCUCCUCUGACACACUGAUCCACCUCCACACCUUCAACACCACAUUCACUGAACCUGUUUAUCCUGGGUUUGGGUUUGAGUUCUGGUUCAGGUCUGGGUCGUCAGUGUCUCUGUGUACUCUGUAGGAGGGAGAGUCUCUUCCUGUUAGAGAAACAUUCUCAUUGCUGAACAGAUCAGUUGAGUUAUCUACAGGAUCACACACAAGCUUUUUUUUUUUUUUUUUACUUUUUUAGUACUGCAAUGUAACAUGACAAGAAGAUAAAGACAUAGGACAACUGACGCAAUAUAUUAGGAAGAUAUUAGGAAAAUUUAAGACAUGAUAAGUACAGCAAUUUAAAGCUAUUGGGGUGGGAUGUUGAGUUAGAAAGUGUCUAUGACAUGAACUGUAAUAAUGGGUGAGAUGGUGUUAAUUUUACUUACUACGUUGUUAGUAGUUUAUUUAUUAUAUAUAUCAUUUAUCAUAUGUAUAACUAUUUCUGACUUGUACUGUAGAUUGUGCCUGACUGUGUGUGAAUAAAAACAGUAUACUGCUUA